UGAUCCUCGAUUUUGAACGCUGUCGGUUUGAAUGUCGUUCAUGCACUGGUCGUUCGAAUGUCCUGUUCCAUUUGGCGUUUCGUUCGGCAGAUACAAGGACUGGUGGGAGCGAUUCGGUCGUUGCGAGAGCCCGAAGUUUGGAUUCGAAACUAUCAAGUUUCAUAUGAUGUCGUACCCCUUAGGUGUCGCUGAAUCGGAACGCCUACGUCCACGUCUCCUCGCGAAUCUCAAACGGUUUCCCCGAAUGCUGCAAGAUUUCACUGUUCCUUGGGACGAUGCCAAAUUUCCCAAAUUGAAACCUCGCAAAGACGGCCAAUGGGUUUUCUAUAUGGGUGGGAGGUUGUGGUAUGUCUAGUCAAACGUCGUGCGAACGCUUCCACCCGCUCGGCUAUCCCUUCACAGACGUUUUCUCCGUAAAAAUUAGACUCGCAUAUUUAUAACACUAGACGUAUACUAGGGCGUCACGUCAUAAGGCUCGUGUUCACUCCGUUUGGAAUUCUAUGGGUUCGCGUUGGCCUAUGUUUGUAUGUUUGCAAUUUUGCGUUGAUUCCACUCUUCGACUUGGCAACAUUUCUG
Messenger RNA from Marasmius oreades (fairy-ring Marasmius), 576 nucleotides. RefSeq lists its product as uncharacterized. The transcript has 4 exons. NCBI's taxonomy places the organism in Eukaryota, Fungi, Basidiomycota, Agaricomycetes, Agaricales, Marasmiaceae. Bases 32 to 355 code for a protein of 107 amino acids. The record is from RefSeq and is a predicted model, not a curated record.